AUGGAUGCCGAGAAACUUCAAUAUUACUGGGGAGGGACGUGGGAAACAUCGUGCGGGAGCCCUCGGUAUAUGGAUAUGGACGCAGUAGAGCAAGGACCCUCAGACGAGCGACAAAGAGAUGGACGUCGUGAGAGCUUGGAAGCACCCGCACGGGACGAAGAAGAUAUCGUACCGCCUACCGAAUUAGCUUUCCCCCAGGUCGAAGAGGGGCGACUGGAAGAGGAAAAGGAGCGUAGGCAGCGAGAUGAAGAGCUAUUCAGAAGAGCCGAAGAGCAGGGAGCUGGCCCUUCUGAAGUCGCUGUUCCGCCGCCCGUAGAAAGACAUCCGUCGCGUUGGGAGCCGCCUGUUACAUUGGAGAGUGCUGAAUCGCGGAUUUCUGGGCGCCCUCCUUCGCUACGUAGCGUGGUACCACCGGAGCCUACAAUAUCAGAGUUUGCGACGAAGCUAUACACCGUUUCAUAUUUGAUAUUCUUCUCCAUUUUUGGUGCUCUGGCGCGGGUUGGCAUGGAAACUCUUACCUACUACCCCGGCGCGCCGGUUACAACUGGUGUGCUAUGGGCCAACGUUGGAGGGUGCUUGUUGAUGGGGUUCUUUGCGGAAGACAGAAAUCUCUUCCGUGAAGAAUGGGGCGAGCGGCAGACUGCAGAGAAGGAUGACGAUAUGGCUACUUGUUCCCCGCCGCGACUGGACCGAAGGGCAACCAUCCGUGAAGACGAUCUCAAAAUACACAAAGCCAUCAAAAAAACAAUCCCAUUGUAUGUUGGAUUAACAACUGGCUUCUGCGGAUCAUUCACGUCGUUUUCCUCUUUUAUGGGAGACGUCUUCCUUGCUUUGUCCAACGACCUUCCGAAUCCAAACUCUGGUUCAAUCUUGCCGCGAAACGGAGGAUAUAGCUUCAUGGCAGUGGUUGCCGUGAUUCUAUAUACAUUGUCGCUCAGCCUGUCAUCGUUGGCCUUCGGUGCUCACCUUGCGGUUGCGUUAGACCGCUAUACACCGACAUUGCCAUUUCUUGUGACACGAAGAAUUGUUGAUCGGUCCAUUGUCGUUCUUGCGUUCGGCUGCUGGUUGGGCUCCGUGCUUCUUGCCAUUUGGCCCCCAGAUCGACACAACGGUGCUCGUGAGAACUGGCGAGGUCGUCUCACUGGCUGCCAGGUCUUGAACGGAAUCAUGGACGGCUUCUGCGGCUGCACUACAACCGACAAGAUAAGGAAUUACUAUCUCGGCAGUGGUUAUCACCAGCAGUUCCUCCACCGCACACCAGUUCCAGGUGUCUAUCAUAGCCGUUCAGACCACGAGGUCCUCCUCUAA
Uncinocarpus reesii 1704 is the source of this 1308-nucleotide messenger RNA. RefSeq lists its product as uncharacterized. Bases 1 to 1308 code for a protein of 435 amino acids. Gene Ontology annotation, cellular component: membrane. The record is from RefSeq and is a predicted model, not a curated record. Lineage: Eukaryota; Fungi; Ascomycota; Eurotiomycetes; Onygenales; Onygenaceae. Gene Ontology annotation, biological process: fluoride transmembrane transport. The transcript is spliced from 4 exons. Gene Ontology annotation, molecular function: fluoride transmembrane transporter activity.